Hirsutella rhossiliensis is the source of this 648-nucleotide messenger RNA. Its product is annotated as aminomethyl transferase. Gene Ontology annotation, cellular component: mitochondrial matrix. Bases 1 to 648 code for a protein of 215 amino acids. The transcript has a single exon. Gene Ontology annotation, molecular function: protein binding. NCBI's taxonomy places the organism in Eukaryota, Fungi, Ascomycota, Sordariomycetes, Hypocreales, Ophiocordycipitaceae. The record is from RefSeq and is a predicted model, not a curated record.
AUGAAAGACCCGCGAGCACCCGGCUUAGGUUACCGCAUACUCCGACUGGACAGCAAGCCGCCGGAGCUUCAUCUCCAGCAGCGCACCGAGGACGCCUACACGGUCCGCCGCUAUCUCCAGGGCGUGCCCGAGGGCCAGGACGAGAUCAUCCGAGAGCAGGCCUUGCCGUUGGAGACCAACAUGGACAUGAUGAACGGCAUCGACUUCCGCAAGGGUUGCUACGUCGGCCAGGAGCUCACCAUUCGCACCAAGCACCGCGGCGUCAUCCGAAAACGCAUCCUGCCAUGCAUGAUAUACGACAACGACGAGCCCGCGCCCCAGGUGCUCGCCUAUAAUCCGGGAGAUGAUUCUUCGGCCACGGCACUGACGGCCGACGCGAUUCCUGGCGAGACGAGCAUCGGCCGGGUCGGCAAAAAGGGCCGCAGCGCGGGCAAAUGGCUCAAGGGCGUCGGUAACAUUGGGCUGGGUCUCUGUCGGCUGGAGAUUAUGACGGACGUGGUCCUGCCCGGGGAGCAGGCUGCGGCGACGUACAAGCCCGGCGACGAGUUUGUCCUCGCGUGGGGCGACGGGCACGACGCGCGCAGCGUCAAAGUCAGGGCCUUUGUGCCGGACUGGCUGAGAGCCGGGCUGAGCGAGCCACACGGUUGA